GCGGCGGGAGGCCGGGGCUGAGGCCGGGGCGGGGACUGCGCGGCCUCUGGGGCGGCAGGCGGCGGCGGCGGCGGCCCGGGGCUCUAGCCCGGAGGGAGGAGCGGCUGCCAUGGCCGAGAGCAUCAUAAUCCGUGUUCAGUCCCCAGAUGGGGUGAAGCGUAUAACGGCCACAAAGAGAGAGUCAGCCGCGACGUUUUUGAAAAAGGUUGCAAAGGAGUUCGGCUUCCAGAAUAACGGCUUUUCAGUUUACAUCAAUAGAAACAAGACUGGAGAGAUAACAGCAUCAUCCAACAAAUCCCUCAACCUGCUAAAGAUCAAACAUGGCGACUUGUUGUUCCUGUUCCCCGCGAGCCUGGCUGGGCCGUCCUCUGAGAUGGAGACGUCGCCGUCCUUGGGGCCAAAGGCUUCCGGGGCUCCCAGCGUGGAGGAGGACGAGAUCGACCAGUACCUGAGCCGGCAGGAUGGCAAGAUCUACAGGAGCCGGGACCCCCAGCUAUGCCGGCACGGCCCUUUGGGAAAGUGUGUGCACUGCGUUCCUCUGGAGCCCUUCGACGAGGACUACCUGAACCAUCUUGAACCUCCCGUGAAGCACAUGUCCUUUCACGCCUACAUCCGGAAGCUCACUGGGGGGGCUGACAAGGGGAAGUUUGUUGCCUUGGAGAACAUCAGCUGCAAGAUCAAAUCGGGCUGUGAGGGCCACCUCCCAUGGCCUAACGGCAUCUGCACCAAGUGCCAGCCAAGCGCCAUCACACUGAACAGGCAGAAAUACAGGCACGUGGACAAUAUCAUGUUUGAGAACCACACUGUUGCUGACCGCUUCCUUGACUUCUGGAGGAAGACGGGGAGCCAGCACUUCGGGUACUUGUAUGGGCGGUACACAGAGCACAAAGACAUUCCUCUCGGCAUCAGGGCUGAAGUGGCCGCGAUUUACGAGCCUCCUCAGAUCGGUACACAGAACAGCUUGGAGCUUCUGGAAGAUCCAAAAGCCGAGGUGGUCGAUGAAAUUGCUGCCAAACUUGGCCUGAGGAAGGUUGGCUGGAUAUUUACUGACCUCGUCUCAGAAGACACCCGAAAGGGUACAGUCCGAUACAGUCGCAAUAAGGAUACCUAUUUCCUGAGUUCAGAAGAAUGCAUCACUGCAGGAGACUUCCAGAAUAAGCAUCCCAACAUCUGUCGGCUUUCGCCUGAUGGGCAUUUUGGAUCCAAGUUUGUCACUGCAGUGGCUACAGGUGGUCCCGACAACCAGGUACACUUUGAAGGUUACCAGGUAUCCAAUCAGUGCAUGGCACUGGUCCGUGAUGAAUGCCUGUUGCCUUGCAAAGAUGCCCCUGAGCUCGGCUAUGCCAAGGAGUCCAGCAGUGAGCAGUAUGUGCCUGAUGUGUUUUAUAAGGACAUAGACAAGUUUGGCAACGAGAUCACCCAGCUGGCCCGGCCCCUGCCCGUGGAGUACCUGAUCAUCGACAUCACAACAACGUUCCCCAAGGAUCCAGUUUACACUUUCUCUAUUUCACAAAAUCCAUUUCCUAUUGAGAACCGGGAUGUGCUGGGUGAGACACAGGACUUCCACAGUUUGGCCACUUAUUUGUCCCAGAAUACCUCGUCUGUGUUCCUGGACACCGUCUCAGAUUUCCACCUCCUGCUCUUCCUGGUCACCAACGAGGUCAUGCCCCUGCAGGACAGCAUCAGCUUACUCCUGGAGGCUGUGAGGACCAGGAACGAAGAGCUGGCGCAGACGUGGAAGAAGUCCGAGCAGUGGGCCACCAUCGAGCAGCUCUGUGGCACAGUGGGCGUACAGCUUCCCGGCCUCCACGAGUAUGGCGCCGUCGGGGGCUCUGCACAGGCCGCCGCCUCCGCCAUGUGGGCCUGUCAGCACUGCACCUUCAUGAACCGGCCCGGCACGGGCCACUGCGAGAUGUGCAGCCUGCCGCGCACCUAGACUGCCCGCCCCACGCAGGACUGGGGCCCACGUGCCCUGGGGUCAGACCCCCAGAAGCUUCUUCCCCGAGGGUGGGGUCCUGCCGGGCUGAGUACGACCUCCAACCUGGAAACGGCAGAGCGGCACUCGCCGGAAGGCCUGGCUCGUUGCGCCCGGGUUGACAACUCCCUGCGUGUGGUCAGAAGAACCAGGCACCCCCCAGUCCUCACCUGGGGUUGGGGCAGGGGCGUUUUGCUGCUCCUUCCAGCUCUCUUAUUGUUCCUUUUCUUUGGGAUGCUUUCUGUUCUUGCACCCCCUGCGCCCCACACACCUGGUUUCUUUGGUUGGGAGCUUGGUCUCCUUGUGCCCCGUUGCUCUGGGACCGGGGAGUGGGCUGCGGUUCAGGUCCGUGCGUUUCCAGGUGGGAGUUUGAAACCUGUGUUGGUCAGAAUAACAGCUCUCAGUAACGCCUCCAAGAGGACUUCUAUUUAUUUUUGAAGAUAAAAACUGCACAAAGAGGGAGUGAGGGACCCGUUUCCUCCUCUUCCCCCUCCCUUAGAAGUCCUUUUUUAGGGGGUGCCCAGGGUGGGCAUGGCGCCCGCAAUCAUUCUCCAAGGCUAAACCACAGUGCCUGAGCCUCCCUGCCGAGCAGUGCCACCACCGCGGCUUAGGCCCAACGGUUGGUGCAGAAGUCAGGUGGAGGCUCAAGCCGAGCGGGCACCCUCCCAGAGGCCGGUACAGCCCAGAGAUGCGAGGGGGUGCCUGGGAGGAGUCUGGGGCAGCAGGCUGGGGGGCUGCCCAGGCCCACCUCAAAGCUGGGGGCAAUUGGCGUUGUGCUGGGGCCUUGGCAAUCACCUGGAGUGGGCAUCAUCAGCAGACCACGGGGGCACUCCCUGGUGGCUCCAGCUGGGCUGUGGUGCAGGCCUGCCCUUGGGGACUUCUGGGCGCCUUGUGCCUCUUUGCCUUAACCAUAGCUACAUCCAAGCUGCACGUGGCCUCCUGUCUCCACCCGUGGGGCCACCCUGCAACCUCCGUGUGGAAGGAGAAGCCUGUGCCAGGGCCCUGCUGUGGGAUACUGGGCGGCGGGCAGGGGCAGCUCAUCUGCUUUUGCUUCAGCCUCAGGUCAGCCGGAGGAUGUAUGGGAUCUGCCCUCCCUGGGCUCUUUCCCUAAUUUCUGUGCACCCCACAGCCCUCCAUACCAACGCGGACGCCGCCACUUCCUCCUCAGCCUGCUCUGGUCUUGAUCAACCAGGCUGAUUUCCUUUUCUCCUCAGCCAACCUUUCCUUCACUAAAGUUCUGGCCUCCACAUAAUUCAUUUGUUUCCUCUUGUGUUUUAGAUAAAGAAAAAACAUUCUGAGUUUUCCGCUUCUGGGUUUGAGUUACUGUUCAGUAAUGCAGUUUACGGUAUUGUCCAAGAACUAGAGCCUGGGGUGGGGCCUGCCUGAGGGCCCAGGCGUCGCCUCUCCCACAGGGCCCCGGCCUGCCUUGCGUUGCACCUGCUUGUCCCCACAGCUGCCUUUACUGUGGACCCUGUGCCUGCCAGGCGCCCUGAACCAUGGAGGGAGGGUAGGCCCCCGUGCUGCCCGCCCCCACCAUGUGUCCCCCGCUUCCACCGUCUGUUCUCCCCCGUUCCUCUGCCCCCAGCCAUCCCCACCCCACCCACUGCCAGAAUCUCACCUGCCCCCACCUUCUGUCACCUGAGGUCUCUCUCCUGGGGACGUUGGUGCUUGCGAUUUGCCUGUCUGCUUUGGGCUCAGGUGUGCGCUGGUUGGGUUUGGAUUAGUGUUACCUUGACUCCAGCCUUGCAGCAGAACCUAAUAAAAGCACCUGAAGGACA
Messenger RNA from Choloepus didactylus (southern two-toed sloth), 3753 nucleotides. It is a transcript of the gene NPLOC4, whose product is annotated as NPL4 homolog, ubiquitin recognition factor. NCBI's taxonomy places the organism in Eukaryota, Metazoa, Chordata, Mammalia, Pilosa, Megalonychidae. Bases 110 to 1936 code for a protein of 608 amino acids. The transcript has 17 exons. Gene Ontology annotation, cellular component: nucleus. Gene Ontology annotation, biological process: ubiquitin-dependent protein catabolic process. The record is from RefSeq and is a predicted model, not a curated record. Gene Ontology annotation, molecular function: ubiquitin binding; ubiquitin protein ligase binding.